AUGAUUAACGCUGCUCAUUGUAUUCCACACAUUCAAUUUUCAGAACCCGAUGUACGACACGGAUUCUUUUCUAGGCGGAGUACAUUAGCUCCACGUAUCCGUAUUGUUGAUGAGUAUUUUGGACUGGGUAAAGUUGAGCGAAUUAUGGCAUGCUCCAAUACCAUUCGUAAACCAUCCGUCCCGUUAAGACUACCCGGAUCGGAAACUGUACGUCCUGCUCCACAAUCCACAUUGUACAACCAUCGGACUAGAUCGUCUUCAAGUGAAGUAAGCGUGAUCACUCCGGGUCACCUACGACGUCGUCGAAGGUUAAUAGAACAGAGGAGAUUGGCAAAACAAUGCGCUUCAUCGGCUGCCGCGCUCACUGCUCUGAAGGAGGCAACAAAAUCGGUUCUGACUACUCCUCCGUUCCCAUCGUUAGAGCUGAUCGAUUUGUCACACAAUUUGAUCCUCUACGAACAACACAUCCUUCCGGUUGCUGUAUGGCCUGAACUGCGUGAGCUGUCUAUUCAUCACAAUCCAGUCGUAUCACGUCACUCGGGCACUCCGCCAUUGCUGGAACAAUUACUUGUCGGUCGUUUACAUUUGAACGUGCGACGCACAACCAACGCAUCCAGCUGGUACAAUGAUAAUGGCCAGUUGGUGGCUAUAAUCGAACGAAAGUCUGAAACGAAAGUAUCAAAAAUAGAGGACAAAAACAAAUUCCUUGCUCUGCCCGGUCCCCUGAUAAACCAAACCGGUACCCAUGGAUCAGAAGCACGUCGGAUUUUGAGUGCAAAUCAGCUGAAAGCUCGUCAACUGGCUGGUGGUAGACGCAGACCACUGCUAGUUCCAGCAAGAUUAUCUUCGGAACAGUUGGCCGUAGCGCCGAAACCAGCACGAUGCAAUCCGGACAAAAUGUUGAAGGAACUUCGUGAACAAACGACUCUGUCCGCAAGGUCACAGCAACAAUCCACGCUGUCCUCAUCCCGUUCCACUGAUCUCUCACUUCUAUCUGAUCAGACCGUCUCGGACCGUUCUGAUCACGUGACAGGGGAAUCCACCGAGAAGAGUGAACAAGAAGAAGCAGUUCAACGAGCACCGACCAUUGCGGAUCAGUCAGAUGACACAAGCUCGAAGUCCAAGUCAGUUUCGGGAAGGAACGUAGAUGAGGCAGAUGGUACCGGCUUCUUUACCACACAGCUAGCCGACUAUGAAGUAAGUCAAUCAAUCGAUGCGACGGACAAGGACGCAUCCGGACCACUAUUCCCUGUUGCAGAGAAUCAAUUUUCAGUCAAAGAAAACCUUGAGAUGGACCAACCAAUUAGCCCGGUCCCCCUUCUUCCCGACCUAGAGUGGUUGGUAGAUGAAACAAAUUUACCCGAUACUAUGCAAGCAUGUCUUCGAGAACUGAGACACUGGUGUCAACAUCGGCCGAUCGUUCAUGACAACACUUCCAACACCCAGCUGCUUUCGGUAAAUAGUUCACCCGCUCCGCCGGUCAUCGAUACUUCCAGCUCCAAUCGAUCGAAUUGUGUCGAUUCCGAAAUUAAAAUCACGCGGACCGAAUCGGACAAAAGUGUCUCAGAAGAACUGAGCGGACAAAUGGGAGCGGGCAGCUUGGAAUCCGGGAUGAAAGAGUUGGCUUUAAUGGACACAUUACCAAAACUACAGUAUACGAGCAUGCUAGCGAUACAUUUACCAAAAGUGAGUGCCCCGUUGAAUGAAACAGAUUAA
Molecule: messenger RNA, 1716 nt
Organism: Echinostoma caproni
Lineage: Eukaryota; Metazoa; Platyhelminthes; Trematoda; Plagiorchiida; Echinostomatidae
Source: the annotation of a GenBank genome assembly